UGACCUACUUUCAAAUUAUUAAUAUCAAUUCACUCAAUGGAUAAAUAACAUUCUCCACUCAGUGAUUCAUCCCACUCACUUCUAUCCCCCUAAACAUCACCUGAACAAUCCCCUGGUUGAUCGUACAUAAACGAGUAUAACAAAUCACACGCUAGCUUAACUCUCAGUCAUAUUUGAUUGGUUUGGUUGAAAGUGACAUCUCAUUGGUGGACUGACGUGAUGAUGGGCUGUUCAAAUACACACAAACCCACAUUAAUUAUCAAACUCGCACGAAUUCACAAUUCCCCAUUCGCAUCAACGAUAUACACUGACAAAUUUUGCACAUUCGAAAUCAGAUGGAGAGAUUGAUCGAUGAACUGGCUAGUGUUGUGACGCACAACAUGAGACUUGAUGACGAUUUCGACUGUGGACCAUCAGAUGUUUCUUGUGAUUGGACAAAGCGCGAAUUCGUCUUGGUGCUUGACAAAAUGUUUCUUCCCGAAGUUGAUGAUGGUGUGGAUCCGAUUGAAGCGAAGAAAUUAUGGAUGAGGUUUGGUGUGACAGCGGCUGCUCAUGUGUACAAAUCUGUUGGUCAGUGUGCAUCACAAGCACUGCGUGUGUGGCUGACGAAUGCAGCGUUAGCGGUGAUUCUCCAUGGACUUCUGGGAGAGUUGACGACGUCAACAGAGGGAGAUGCAGGUGGAAACACAGCUUCUCCUGAAGAAGCCACAAGCGAAUAUAUAUCACUACCGGAUGAUGUAUGUUCAAAUGGUCGUGAGGAUGGAAAUUGGAGUUAUGGCUGUUGGACAGUGGAGAAUUUGGCGAGUAGUUCCGAGAUGAGAGAUGUUGUGAGAGGAGAGAUGAUGAAUGCAUGCAUCUCAGUGAUGAUGGCGGCUGUUGUGAACUACUUUGAGGAGAGGUGUUACACACCGAGUGGCUUUCGGAGGGACAGCUACGCGUGGCGAAUACUUCGAAGUGGUGUGAUGGAGAAAUAUGGUCUGACAGAUGAGGGUGAUAAGGAGAAGGCGAUGCUGAUCACUGGUCGAUGGGUCUCGAAAUUGGUUGUUUUCCGUAUGGCGACGGAACACCGACAGCUUCAUCAUCCAAUCAGAUCUGUGAAGGCGAUUGGUUACAACAAUCAGUCACUCAAGAAACUGGAUGUCGGUAAAUAUUUCUAUCAAGUACCAGCUGGUUUCACAUACACUCGAAUCGCCUACGCUAUCGCCAACAGGAUGGUUCGAUCUGUAUGCAUCCCCUUGUUUGAGAAUCUCCAUGAACUGAAUGAUCUCCGAAGGCUUCACCGUCAAAUAAUUGAUGAUCCAUUCCACUACCACACAGAUGGUGAAUAUUUGACCGGUUCACCGAGGACAACAACUACCGACACAGCGAACAACCUGUUCGGUCGACUCAUCACAUAUCUCAGAAUCUUUGAGCCGGAAAGUGAACUGAUGCUGUAUCCUCAGUUGUCUGUGAAUGGAGAGACGCGUGAGAAGCACUAUUUCGACUACAGUGAACGUUGGGAGGAUAUUUUGCGUGUGAUUCGUGAUGAGAGAUAUAUGCCUUGUGAACAAUGUCUACGAGAUGUGUUGAAAAUAAGCUGUGGUAUUGGGGAUCACUUCCCACCGGAUGAAGAGAUGGUGAAGAGCUGUUGGGAUGAAUACGGCGUUAGCGAUGACAUUCGCCAGUCAAUUCUCAGAAGUUAUCAACCAAGCUAACAGAUGGAGUUCCACUCAAGUGAAAUUUCAUGGUGAUUUGCUAAAUAUUUCUUUUGACUUUAAUUAUAACAUUUUGAAUAAAGUUUACUUUAUGUUG
Trichobilharzia regenti is the source of this 1791-nucleotide messenger RNA. NCBI's taxonomy places the organism in Eukaryota, Metazoa, Platyhelminthes, Trematoda, Strigeidida, Schistosomatidae. The record is from the annotation of a GenBank genome assembly.